This is a messenger RNA of Triticum turgidum subsp. durum (durum wheat), 1038 nucleotides long. The record is from the annotation of a GenBank genome assembly. NCBI's taxonomy places the organism in Eukaryota, Viridiplantae, Streptophyta, Magnoliopsida, Poales, Poaceae.
AUGAUGGAAUUUAUUGUGCUUUUGGGUGGAUGUGAGCGCAUGUCUCGUAGGCCAUAUGAUGUUUAUCUUUACACCGACAACUUUGUGUUCAGCCGACAUGCUGAAAAGCAAAAGCUCUUGAGCUUCUUGUUGCAGCACAACGACCCUCAUGGGGAUCAUGCACUGCCUGUUCUCCCGGUUAUAGGUGGCCCAACAACUGGGAAGAAAAGUUUGGUUGCACAUGUGUGCGGUGAUGAAAGGGUUCGCUCGCGAUUCUCCUCUGUAUUGCACUUAGAUGGAGACAACCUUUUGAGCAUACUUAACCAUGGAAGGACUAUGGAAGGAAUGAUGUUGGUAGUUGUCGAGUUUGCUUCCGAUGUAGAUGAUGAUGAUUGGCAAAAGUUUCAGUCAUUUCUCAUAAGAAUAAGCAGAGGAAGUAAGAUAAUUAUCGUAAGUAAACUAAAAGGAUUAGCCAGGUUUGGAUCGGUGAAACCAAUUUUCCUCUCCGUUCUAUCAAAGGAUGAGUUGAGGUACCUUUUCAAGGCAUUGGCAUUUGGGAGUGUAGACCCUGCAGAACAUCCACGGUUAGUUCAAAUAGCAGAUGAAUUUGUCAAGGUGUUGAACAAUAUGCAAGGUUCACUUAUCGCGGCAAAUUCAUAUGCGGAUGUGUUGAGAAAAAAUCUCAAUGUUCGGUUUUGGUGUUGUACAUUGGACAAGGCGAUAAGAUUUCUUAAAAGAAACCUAUCCAUAGAUGGUGUGCAACCAAGCACACGUUUAUCACAAGGCCAUCGAGUCGACAUAACGGACUUUGCUUUGCAUCCACUUAGCAUGACACGUUAUACAAUUAAUGUCUCAGUCAAGGAGGAAUCACCAAGUGUGACAUUGGGGGGACUUAUAGCAGAUCCAAGGGUUAGACCGGAAGGAGACUUUAUUCUAACUUCAUGGGAAUCAAGGUUACCCCCUCAUAAAUCAUUUGUUUAUUUUGUUACAAGUCAUGCUCGGGACACAUGUGAAGGUAGUGCUUUGUUAGGUAGGAAGCGACGAGGAGUGCCAAUUUAA